Messenger RNA from Bipolaris victoriae FI3, 2229 nucleotides. RefSeq lists its product as hypothetical. The transcript is spliced from 2 exons. The record is from RefSeq and is a predicted model, not a curated record. Gene Ontology annotation, molecular function: RNA helicase activity; nucleic acid binding; ATP binding. NCBI's taxonomy places the organism in Eukaryota, Fungi, Ascomycota, Dothideomycetes, Pleosporales, Pleosporaceae. The coding region runs from base 1 to 2229 and encodes 742 amino acids. Gene Ontology annotation, cellular component: nucleolus.
AUGAAACGCGCCCAUGCUGCCCCGAAGAAGGCGGCGCACAAGGCGCACAAACGCCAGAAGGUCGAUGAUUUUCCUAAACCUCUACCUACCAGGACAAAACGCAGAGUGCAGCUCAACGAGCUAGGAUGGAAGGCUGUUUCCAUGCCCGAUCGCUUAGAGGACACCGAAGGCUUCUACGGACUCGAAGAAAUCGACGAUGUUGAAAUUGUAAAGGAUCCUGUUACUGGCGCCUUCCAUUUCGAGACUACAAAGACGGAAGACGAAGUAGCGCGUGAUGUCGAGGAGGCGUGGCAGCGCGAGGAAGACGAGGCUCGGCGUCUUGAAAAGAUAACUUUCGGGGAGAACCAAGAGGCUGAGAAAGAUGAGGACAAGGAGUUUGAAGAAGAUGAGGGCAAAGAGCCUGAGGUACAGGGAGAAGAUGAAGAGUUGGAAUGGGAAGGCUUCAGCGACGAGGAAGUCGAGACCGAAGCGCCCACGCCUGCAACGAACGGAGAUGACGAAGAAGACGUAUCUGCUUGGGCAAAGUUGGACCUGUCCGAGGAAAUGCUCGGAGCAUUGGCGAAGCUCAAGUUUUCAAAGCCCACCGACAUUCAAGCAUCAACUAUACCCGAGAUUAUAGCUGGCAGAGACGUCAUCGGAAAGGCUUCCACCGGUUCAGGAAAGACGCUUGCCUUUGGUAUUCCCAUUAUAGAGUCAUAUCUCGCCGGUCGUGCAGCAUCAAAAAACACCGAAGACAAGGUUCCGCUCGCCCUCAUUAUCGCGCCAACUCGAGAACUUGCCCAUCAGAUCAACGAACAUCUGGUUAAGCUUUGUGCAAAGGGUGACUUUGACUCUCCGUACAUUGCCUCCAUCACGGGUGGUUUGUCCGUGCAGAAGCAGCGUAGGCAACUGGAAAAGGCAGAUAUAGUUGUGGGAACCCCAGGACGGCUGUGGGAAGUCAUCAGCAGUGGCCAAGGCUUGCUCGCAAAGUUCAAGCAGAUCAAGUUCUUGGUCGUCGACGAAGCUGAUCGCCUGUUAAGCCAGGGCCACUUCAAGGAAAUGGACGAUAUCCUCAAGGUACUCGAGCCAGAUGAUGAGGUAGAUGAGAACGCCGAGCCAGCAGAAACACCCGAAGUCAACCGCCAGACACUUGUCUUCUCAGCAACUUUUGGAAAGGAUCUUCAGAGAAAACUUGCCGGCAAGGCCAAAUUCGGUGGUGACCAGAUGAACCAACAACAGUCAAUGGAGUAUCUCUUGAAGAAGCUUCGAUUCCGCGAAGAGAAGCCCAUGUUCAUCGACACCAACCCGACCUCGCAAAUGGCCAGCAAGCUUCAGGAAGGUCUCAUCGAAUGUGCCGGUCCUGAAAAAGAUCUAUAUCUAUACUCACUUCUCAUGUUUUACACCAAGAAGCGCGCCCUCGUCUUCACAAACUCCAUCUCAGCCGUCCGACGCAUAACGCCCUUCCUAACUAACCUCAACCUCCCCGCUCUCCCACUUCAUUCCAACAUGCCGCAAAAAGCCCGUCUACGCUCAAUCGAACGCUUCAAAGAACGACCAGGAUCAAUCCUAGUCGCCACGGACGUCGCAGCCCGAGGUCUCGACAUCCCUAAAGUCGAACUCGUAAUUCACUACCACCUCCCCCGCGCCGCCGACACCUACGUGCACCGCUCCGGCCGCACAGCCCGCGCCGAUGCCUCAGGCGCCAGUAUCCUCAUCUGCGCACCCGAAGAAGUCGCCGGUGUCCGUCGUCUCAUCGCCAAAGUGCACGCCCGCGCGGCCUCGGCGCCCAAGACCAAAAACACAUCCUUCUUCAUCCGCACCCUCGACAUCGACCGCCGCAUCGUGUCGCGCCUCAAACCCCGCGCCACAAUCUCCAAGCGCCUCGCCGAUACCGUCAUCGCCAAGGAGAAGAAAAACAGCGGCGAUGACGUCCUCCGCCAGGCCGCUGAGGACCUUGGCGUCGAUUACGACAGUGAGGAGUUCGACAAGGAAGCAAAAGGGAAACGGGGCCGUGGUGCCGGUCGCAAGAAGAAGGAGAGAGAGGCGAGUCAGAUGACGAAGGCAGAGAUGCAGGCGCUGCGUGCUGAGUUGAGGAGUUUGCUCAGCCAGAGGAUUAAUACGGGGGUUAGUGCGAGGUAUCUUACCAGUGGUGGUAUUGAUGUUGAUGCGCUUAUGGCGGGAGAGGGCAACUUGGAGUUUUUGGGGCGUGUGGAUGGGUUGGGGUUUGAUGAGGAUGAGGAUGAGGAAUAG